Messenger RNA from Penicillium antarcticum, 1581 nucleotides. RefSeq names its product putative feruloyl esterase (gene faeB-2). The transcript is spliced from 2 exons. NCBI's taxonomy places the organism in Eukaryota, Fungi, Ascomycota, Eurotiomycetes, Eurotiales, Aspergillaceae. The coding region runs from base 1 to 1581 and encodes 526 amino acids. The record is from RefSeq and is a predicted model, not a curated record.
AUGACUCGUCUUUCUGCAUUGCCCCUGCUGGCUUUGGGCUCUCUUGCCUUGGCCAAACAGGAUGCCUUCAAGUCUAAAUGUGCCAAAUUUGCCGAUCAGAUCGACAUACCUAAUGUGAAGGUUAACUUCGCUGAGUUUGUGCAGGGCGGUACCAACCUGUCCUUGCCUGACAACCCUACUACCUGUGGGACAUUCUCGCAGGUUGUCUCGGUCGAUGUGUGCCGAGUUGCUAUGGCUGUGGCUACUUCCAACAGCAGUGAGAUUACAUUGGAAGCUUGGUUCCCUGAAGAGUAUAAGGGACGUUUCUUGAGCACCGGAAAUGGUGGCAUCUCUGGCUGUAUUCAAUACUAUGACCUGGCAUACACAGCUCAAUUAGGCUUCGCCACGGUCGGAGCCAACAACGGACACAAUGGCACCUCUGGAAAGCCAUUCUACCAGCACCCUGAAGUAGUCGAGGACUACGCGUACCGUUCCGUCCACACCGGAGUUGUGGUGGGCAAGAAACUUACCAAGCAGUUCUACGAUGAGGGCUUCGACAAGAGCUACUACCUGGGAUGCUCAACAGGCGGGCGCCAGGGUUUUAAGUCCGUCCAGAAGUACCCCAAUGACUUCGACGGUGUGGUUGCCGGUGCUCCAGCGAUCAACCUCAUCAACCUGUUCUCCUGGAGUGCACACUUCUACCCUAUCAUUGGCUCUCCUGGCUCCGAUACUUUCCUAACAACGGCUGAAUGGCAAAUUGUCCACGAGGAGAUCAUCCGUCAAUGUGACAGCAUCGAUGGUGCCAGGGAUGGAAUCAUCGAAGACCCCGAUCUCUGCCGUCCAGUUCUGGAAACCUUGACCUGCAACCCCCACGCUGCGAACAAGACUAGCUGUCUAACCAGCACCCAGGUCAACACCGUCAAUCAAGUCCUCGCUCCAUUCUAUGGAAUCAACAGCACCCUGCUGUAUCCUCGCAUGCAGCCCGGCUCUGAAAUGCUCGCUGCCUCUCUCAUGUACGACGGCUCACCAUUCCCCUACAGCGAGGACUGGUACCGCUACGUCGUCUACAACAACCCAUCGUGGAGCGGCAAGAACUUCACCGUUAAUGAUGCCGCAGUAGCCCUCGCACAGAACCCAUACAACAUCCAAACCUGGGAGGGCGAUCUCUCUCCCUUCCAGAAGUCCGGUGGUAAGGUCCUGCAUUACCACGGUCUACAAGACCAGCUUAUUAGCUCUGAGGAUUCCAAGUUGUACUACUCCCACGUCUCGCAGACUAUGCAGCUACCCCCAUCCAAGCUGGAUGAGUUCUACCGCUUCUUCCAGAUCAGUGGUAUGGGUCACUGUGGUGGCGGUGACGGCGCGUAUGGUAUUGGUCAGGGCUCCUCUACUUAUGAUGGUACCAAGCCCGAGGACAAUGUGCUUAUGGCUAUGGUCCAGUGGGUUGAGAAGGGUAUUGCGCCUGAAACGGUUCGUGGUGCUAAGUUUGCCAAUGGCACUGGCUCUAAAGUUGAGUACAGACGCAAGCACUGCAGGUGGCCUCGUCGCAAUGUGUACAAUGGACCUGGUAACUAUACUGAUGAGAAUGCUUGGCAGUGUGUUUAG